Molecule: messenger RNA, 1371 nt
Organism: Cetraspora pellucida
Lineage: Eukaryota; Fungi; Glomeromycota; Glomeromycetes; Diversisporales; Gigasporaceae
Source: the annotation of a GenBank genome assembly
AUGAAAAAGAUCUCUUUUACUGCAACUUAUUUCUUUAUUUACUUAUCAUUCAUUAUAAUCACCAAAAUUUAUGCUAGUCUUCAAUGCAUUGAUUAUUUAAAUCCUCUUAAUCUAAGAGAUAAAAUUCUUGUACCAUGUCCUCAUGUUAGAUCAAAUAAAAUUGAGGUUCGCGAUAAUAAUAACUUAGAAGACGAAUCAAAAAAUAUGUUUGAUUUAACAUUUAAUUGUAAUUUAAAUGACGAGAAAAUGUGCAAGAAGGCCAAAUCAACAUUCGAAUCGGCUGGAAGGAUUUUAAGUUCUGUAUUAUCGCUUAAUACAAAAAUUGGUUUAAAUGCUACUUUUAGACCUUUAGAAGGGAAUUUAUUAGGAGCGGCAGGUCCAUCCCGAACAAUUCCUUUCAGGGAUGAUGAUGGAAAAAUCCGUUUAUAUGCACAAUCUCUCGCAAAACAGUUUCAAUUAGAAGUUCAUCCUGAAUAUUCAUCAGUCGAUAUAUUGGCAGAUUUUAAUUCAAAUAUUCCAUUUUGGUUCGAAGGCGAUCCUCCAAUUCAACCAAAUCAAACUGGUUUUGAAGAACUCGUAUUACAUGAAUUGACUCAUGGACUUGGUUUUCUUUCUAGUUGGAGUAAUGAUUAUCUUGAAGAAAGUUCAUCUUUCCUUACUCCUAAUAUUGAUGGUAUUGUUUCUAAUGUUGGUGAUAAUAUAGAAAGUAAAUCUAUAUUGAUCUUUCGUGGAUUUAUAGAAAAUGCUUUUGAUAAAUAUAUGAUUUUAACGUCAAAUAGAACGCAUACAACUGAAUUAACAUCAGAACUUGAUAAAUUUCGGGAUGGUCAAGAUAGAAAAUUUACUUCAAUUAACGAAUUUAACGAAAAGUUUAAAUCUUCACCACAAUUUAAUAUAGCAAAACAAAUGUAUAAAACAUGUAUUAAAUCUAAUUCUAUAGGAUUUUUAUCCAAUACCUCUAAUAUAAACAAUAAUGCUGUAAUAUUAGAGACUGGUAUAAAUCCUUUUCGAGGCGGUGCUAGUUUAAGUCACAUAGAUGAAAAAUUAUUUAAUUCUAGUGAUUUUUUAAUGACCUUUGAACAAUUACCUGGAAGGACUCUUGAAGAUUCUAUUAAUGCAAGUGGUAGUAAAGGUGGUAAAGAGAAAGCUAUCGGUCCAAGAACAUUGGCUAUUUUGGAAACGUUGGGCCUUAUAUUUCCACAAUCUUCAUCAACGGAAAGUUGUUCUUCAUCUCAUUGUACUAAGGCUAACUCUUCACCUGACUCAAAUAUGGAUGAUUUAUCGUCUUCUUCAAAUAAUCUUUCUGUGUUUAAUAUGGCUUCAAUGGUUAUCUUUAUUUUUGGUGUUUCCUUGUUUAAUGUUGUGAUGUAA